Molecule: messenger RNA, 658 nt
Organism: Pyrus x bretschneideri (Chinese white pear)
Lineage: Eukaryota; Viridiplantae; Streptophyta; Magnoliopsida; Rosales; Rosaceae
Product: protein yippee-like At4g27745
Exons: 4
Coding region: 209-529 (106 amino acids)
Source: RefSeq, a predicted model, not a curated record
AUGCAAUUUCUCUUUCAAUUUCCCGACUUUGCUUGUAGUGCUAAACAGCUAGUAAUCAAUUGAUUAAAUUCUACAAGUCAAGAACAAAGCAAUUUCCCAACUCUCUCAUCAUUUUUUAAUCACAAUUAGUGACUGGUUAAACAGGUUUCUAGGUCAAUUUUGAUCUUGUUGCAGGGAGAGGUGUUUAGAGCUGUGAAUUUGUUUGUUAAUGGCGGAUUUGGUGGGGCCUAGAUUGUACAGCUGUUGUAAUUGCAGAAACCAUGUUUCACUUCAUGAUGAUAUCAUUUCCAAGGCCUUUCAGGGAAAACAUGGCCGAGCAUUUCUGUUCUCCCACGCAAUGAAUGUUGUUGUUGGGGCAAAAGAAGACAGACGUCUCUUAACCGGUCUGCAUACUGUUGCUGAUAUCCACUGUGGUGAUUGCCGUGAGGUGUUGGGCUGGAAGUACGAACGAGCUUAUGAGGCAUUGCAGAAGUACAAAGAAGGGAAGUUUAUAUUUGAGAAGUCCAAAAUUGUGAAGGAAGAUUGGUAGCAAAGGGUCCUGCCAUUUGUUCCGAUUUCUGUGUUAAGUGUACCAAUACGCAGUUCCUAUAUAUUUAGUGUUCGUGUUUGUACAGAAACUCGGCAUUCCUUGACAAUCUAUCAUUGUUUCUUGCGGUAA